Molecule: messenger RNA, 2061 nt
Organism: Durio zibethinus
Lineage: Eukaryota; Viridiplantae; Streptophyta; Magnoliopsida; Malvales; Malvaceae
Source: RefSeq, a predicted model, not a curated record
AUGCCUGUGGUGACAGAGAAAACGCAUUUCCCUAUUGUUUUCCUUUAUGCGGCUUUGGUCUCCAUGUCCCGUAAAUUGUUGGAACAUUGCAAGUAUCGGUCCUUCAACUGUUUUGCUUGCAAUUUUACAGCUCCUGCUCUUUGUGCUGCAAAGGAGAUGAGACCUGAAACAUGUCAUGGCGAAAAUGUGUCCGGUGGUGAAACCACAGUUCCACAAUCUAAAAUUCAUAACCAUUUGGAUGCUGCUUCCGGAACCACCCAGGAUGAAUCGGAACCAGCAGAAAGACAAGAUCCAACCCUUCAGGAUAUGUGUGAGUUCGAAAGACUGAAGCUUCAGAUGCAAAUGACUAAUGAACUUGUAAAGAUGAUGUCAUCAUUCAAUCUUAGUUAUAUGUCUGAAGCAGGUGACCAAUUGCUGGAUUUAAGGACAACUAAGCAAAAUUGGAGCCGUGAUCAUCCACCGGUGUUUGUGCAAAAGAAUGGAAGUGAACAAACGUCAAAUGUGCUUUACUUUUACAAUUUGUCGCUGGGGACUUUUCCAAACUUCACCAGCACUAGCCAUGCCCACCCUCUCAUCUUCACCGCAAAAAAGAAGGAACUGCCUCCUAAAAUUACUCACCCAUCUCACCGCAAACACCCUCUUGUCCUUUUGACUAAUGCACCUCCUAUCAAGAGAUGUGUUUUUCCCAUUUAUGCAAAAACCGUAUUAAGGAAUUUAUUAAUCAUUGUUCGAUUUGCGAUUUUGGCCUCAAGGUUAAAACAUAUUUUUUCAAGCCAGCUUGAAAUUGGGAGCCAUGAACACCCAUUCAACCGUGUUUCAAAGCCAAUGUCAUUCAUUGGUGAUGCUUGUGGCACCGGUGAAGAUUGUAUCCCGUAUAUAUGUAAGACGUGUAAUCUUGCGGUUCACAAGGAAUGUUUUUCACUACCAAAAGUUGUCAAAAUAACUCAUGUUCAGCCAAUUUCCCAUACAUAUUUUCUUUGGGAAAAUGAGUGUGAAAGGAGGUGGAUUUGUAGAAUUUGUUAUAAUGAAGUACAUGCAGAGUAUGGGAGUUAUUAUUGCUCAGAUUGCAAGUAUAUAGAUCAUGAGAAUUGCGCAAUUGACAGAUACUGGUUGGAAGAGAUGGUUGAAGAUCAAACACAAAAUGAGACCUUGAGAUUGAUUCUCGAAGACUCAAUGACUUCCACAGAGGAUGUAACAGCCACCGAAAUCAAACAUUUCAUCCAUCAACAUAACCUGCAGCUUAGCGAGGAGAUAAAGAGUGAUAGAUAUUGUGAUGGGUGCAUGCGAACCAUAACAGGUCCUUUUUACUUUUGUAAGCAGUGUGAUUUCUUUGUUCAUAAAUCGUGUGCUAAAUUGCCAAUGAGGACGCGAUAUUGGCUUGAUGGACGCCUAUUUGUUCUCUUUCCAUAUGGCAUUUUAAAUUGUCUUCUCUGCAAGCUUUACAGCAGUGGUUUCAACUACUACUUUGAAGAAUUAGCACAAGGUGUCUGCCUUCGAUGUUUUGCUCUUUCUGAUACCCUUGAACAUCAAGGACGUAGGCACCCCCUCUUCUUUGAUAUCAAGUAUAAAGGAAAUUGUAGUGCUUAUGGGGAUAAAAUGCAUGAUGGUUACCGAUGUAAAGAUUGCAAUUUCGCAUUGCAUUGGGCAUGUAUUUCACUACCACAGACAACUAAGCAGAAAUAUGAUGAACAUCCUCUGACACUUACUUAUCAUGAUGGUGAUGAUCCAAGUCAAUAUUAUUGUGACAUUAGCGAAGAGAAAAGAGACCCAUCUUACUGGUUUUAUUGUUGUCCAGAAUGUAACUUUACUGCCCAUCCCAAAUGUACUCUUGCGCAAUACCCUUUUAUCAAGCGGGGGAUAAAAUUCAGACACGAGGAUCACCCACACAGUAUUGUUUCCGUACAACACGUUUGCUUAGACUUGGGUGUUGAGUGUGAAGAACCGGAAUGCACCUAUAUCAGCCACAUGAAAAGCUUCCAGUUGUCAGCUUCUAAUUUCAUUCCCAUUCAAGACUGAUGAUGAAAAAGACAGGUUGCAGGUGACAACUGGUACGUGAUCAAA